Messenger RNA from Porites lobata, 2111 nucleotides. NCBI's taxonomy places the organism in Eukaryota, Metazoa, Cnidaria, Anthozoa, Scleractinia, Poritidae. The record is from the annotation of a GenBank genome assembly.
AUGAGGUUUUCCUUGAAUUAUCUACUUCUUUUUGCCUUGAUUUUCUCUGUAAGUGGGGCUGAAGAUGAGGAAGUCACUAUAGAGGUUGUAGAAAAGCCAACAGACUGCGAACGUAAAUCAAAAGACGGAGAUCUCUUAGCCAUGCAUUAUACAGGCCGUUUGGAAAAAGAUGGCUCGAUUUUUGACUCCAGUCAUAAUCGCGGGCAGACGUUUGAUUUUACUCUUGGUAGAGGUCAGGUAAUUCAAGGCUGGGAACAAGGUCUUAAGGACAUGUGCGUUGGAGAGAAAAGGAAGCUUAGGGUUCCUGCGCAUCUUGGUAAGUUAGUAGUCGACUUUGUUCGAACGAUCGAUCGAAACGUGAGUCGUGUAAAGGAAUGUGUGACGUUCAGAAAGCUAGAAUGUUUCGUCUAUGGUACGCACAUUUCAUUUGUCUGUACGACCAGCUUACAAUUGAGCGUAACUCUAAAGCUAAAUCAUUUCUGUGAAGACUCGAGAGACUGAAUAGAAGCAAUGUUAAGGAAAUUUUUCUUUGUGCUGUAGCUUGAAAAGAACAGGUCACAUAAAGGCCCUUUGUUAGCUGUAAGCUUAUCUUCGAUUACCGUUUACCGUUAUGGCCAGCUUUCUGUUUAGUCCCUAGAAUAAAAAAAAUAUUCAUUCGAAAAUAAUAUAAUAAGUUGUCAUAAGAAACAGAGCUGUUUUGUCAAACUAUAAAAUAAGAUAAAUCCCCCACCCCCUCCCCACCCCUUUUUCAUCACUGUAUCACUCCUCUUAUAUACAGUCAACCUAAUCAGCGGUCACCCUCUAUUAAAGAUUGACUUACAAAAGUCUAGCCUGCAUAGCACAGGGAGAGAAGCAAUGACUGCAGCGCUGUAGCUAGUAUGAGGCCAACCGAGGCACUCGCCUCGGUAAAAUUUUGACCAAUUUCGCCGAUCGUUUUUAUUUUACAUAAGUGAUCGUCGGAUAUUUUUAACGCAUCAUGAUAUUACAAAGAAUUCAGCAAUUCAGUCAAUAUACUAUGAAAAAAUUACCAUAUCAUCGAUCUCAAGGGGCUACGUACGUUAACUCAAAUUUUUUUUGAACAAAUACUGAUCAAAACCAUUGGCGAGGUUAACGGUCACCCAGAUUAUGUAGCUUGUUUCUGAUUAUUGCUUUUUAAAUUCCACUUAAAUUAACUCGAAAAAAAGUUACCGAAAGGCCCAGAAAACGCUGCAAAUCGCAUUUCCGAGAGACUAAAGUUCAAAAUUUCUUGGGGGGGGGGGCAUGCCCCCAAACCCCCCUAGCAACUCCCGCCUGCCUCGGUUGGCCGUUUGGUCUGGCUAGGGCACUGGACUGGAAAUACGUCUGUGCUUCGCAGGCUAACAAAAGUCUGGUGUAGACUCGACUCUAUUAAACAGUCACUGUCAAGAUGUACCAGGUCUAUGGGAUGGCUAUGCCCCUGACAGAGAUAGCCCCUCUCUGCAGAUGUUCUUUUGGCUCGUCAUGCAGGAACAAGUGACCAACCCUUAAGAACAUAUGCAUGGGAGGCUGAGACAGGGACUGUUAGGUGGCAUUUUUACAUAUGGAAACAUUUUAUGCUCUGUAACUUAAAGUAAAUAUUUCUGACUUUCAUGUUGUAUGUAUUAUGUUUGUCAGGUUACGGCGAUCAAGGAGCUGGCAGUGUGAUCCCACCAGGGGCAAAUCUUUUGUUUGAUGUCGAACUGAUAGAAAUUAAAGAGGGUGAUAGCGAAGAAGAAGGGGAUCAGGGAGGGUCCCCCCCAGAUGUGUUUGGGAUGAUCGACAAGGACAAAAACAAGGAGCUAAGCAUUGAGGAAGUCAAAGAUUACCUGAAAGAACAACAAGGAUUCCCAAAUGAUGAUGAAUCCAACCAUGAAACUAUUUUAUCCGAAAUUUUUGAACAUGAAGACAAGGAUAAAGAUGGAGUUAUUUCAUAUGAAGAGUUCACUGGACCAAAACAUGAGGAACUUUAGAUUCUUAUUUAUAAGAAAUAAUAGCAAAAUUUAGCUGUUUUUAGUGUUGCAUUUUUCUUGAAAAUGGAGGAAUGUCUAUAUCUUCCCAGGCAAAGAUAGUCAAUGUUUGUUAUAAAAUAAUAAAAUUUCAGACAUGACAUCAUU